GAUACGUAUAGGUAUAAACACAUACUAUAGGCAACUUUUUGAUAUCCCCAACCCCUUGGUUUUCGUCUCUGUUGAUGGUUUGUCACAUUAUACAUAGUCCCUAAGCACAUGGGCGCUCCCCGUGUGUUUCUGGUGCUGAUGCAGACAUACAGACGUAGCAUCUAACCGGAGGUGUUGUAAAGUGAUGAUUUGAACAGUUUCCGGAGACCCGCCACUGCCAUGGCGUCGCGCUCUGACAUCUUGGGUACGGCUCAGCCGAGGCUUGAGUUCUGGCCUGCAGGUGGUGGCAGCCCAUCGGAGGAGCUGGAUGUGAGAAGUUUCCUGGGCUCGUUGAUAGAGGAGAACAGCACAGCAGAGAGAUGUUAUCGCUCCCAUUCUCGUAGCAGUGUGCUGCAGGGCCUGCCCUUUGGAGGAGUCCCCACUGUCCUCGCCAUCAACGUUGUUCUCUGGCUGUUCCUCCUUCUGAUCUUCUCAUGUUUAAGAAAAGCAGCAUGGGACUAUGGCCGCCUGGCUCUGCUUGUGGAAAAUGACAGCUUGACAUCACUAUUCUAUGGAGAACAAAGCGAAAAGGAGAAAACUCCUUCAGAAUCCAGCCCGUCAGAUUCAGAGAGCAAGGACAUGGGCUUCUGUUCCUGGCUCUCAUCUCUGUACCACAUGAAAGAUGAGGAGAUCCGCAGUAAAUGUGGUAUUGAUGCAGUCACUUACCUGUCUUUCCAGCGUCACAUCAUCCUGCUCAUGAUGGUGGUGUGUCUGCUGUCACUCACCAUCAUCCUGCCCAUAAACCUCUCCGGGAACCUCCUCGAAGAUAGCCCUCAGAAUUUCGGCCGGACAACAGUGGUUAACGUCCAGGCACAAAAUGCGUUUCUUUGGUUGCACAGCAUCUUUGCACUGCUGUAUUUUGUGAUCACUGUACUGUUUAUGGCCCACCACUCCUCACGACUUGAGUAUAAAGAGGAUGAAAAGGUGGCCAGAACUUUAAUGAUCACUUCCAUUCCCAGAGAAAUCUCUGAUCCCGGCUUGAUCACCAAGCACUUGCAUGAGGCCUACCCAAGCUGCACUGUCACAGACAUCCGUUUCUGCUUUGACGUACAAAGGUUGAUGAAGCUGGACUUAGAAAGGCGAAAAGCAAUGAAAGGUCGACUGUAUUUCACAACGAAAGCUCAGAAGGAAGGACGAAUCAUGAUAAAGAUGCAUCCAUGUGCACAGAUCUUCUGCUGUGAUGUCUGUGGAUUUGAUCAGGUGGAUGCAGAGCAGUACUAUAGUGAGCUGGAGGAGAAACUGACAGAUGAGUUUAAUGCUGAGAAGAACCGCAUUUCUAUGAAGAGGCUGGGCAUUGCCUUUGUUACCUUCAGAGAUGAGAGAAUGACAGCAGUGAUUGUAAAAGACUACAGCAGAGCUCAUUGCCGACACAAACCCCAGCAGUCCAGCAUCUCAACAGUAGUACGUUCCCAUUAUUGGGGCGUUUCUUAUGCGCCUGCCCCUAGUGACAUAAUCUGGGAAAAUCUGUCAGUAUGCGGUUCUCGCUGGUGGCUUCGCUGCGUCCUGCUCAACAUUGCGCUCUUCCUCUUGCUCUUCUUUCUCACCACACCAGCUAUCAUUGUAAACACCAUGGACAAGUUCAACGUCACUAGGCCUGUUGAAAGCCUAAGGAACCCGGUUAUUACCCAGUUCUUCCCCACCCUGCUGCUGUGGGCCUUUUCAAUUCUUUUGCCCUUCAUAGUGUACUAUUCAUCAUUCUUUGAAAACCACUGGACCAGGUCCAGUGAGAAUCAGGUCACCAUGCAUAAAUGCUUUUUCCUGCUUGUCUUCAUGGUCAUUAUUUUACCAUCACUGGGUCUGUCCAGCUUGGAUUUGUUCUUCAGGUGGCUUUUUGACAUCCACUUCCUGGAUGAACCAGAUGUGAAGUUUCAGUGUGUGUUCUUGCCGGACAAUGGGGCAUUCUUUGUGAACUAUGUGAUUACAUCCAGUCUAAUAGGAACAGGAAUGGAGCUGCUGCGUAUUCCUGCACUGCUGGUGUAUUCGCUUCGCCUCUGUUUUGCCAAAUCUAAAGCUGAGCGCAUCCACGUUAAAAGAAGUCAAGCCUAUGAGUUUCAGUUUGGUCUUGAAUAUGCCUGGACCAUGUGCAUAUUUUCAGUCAGCAUGACCUACAGCAUCACGUGUCCCAUCAUUGUACCUUUUGGAUUGCUCUACCUUGUUCUGAAGCAUAUGGUAGAUCGCUAUAAUAUCUACUAUGCCUAUAUACCCACAAAGCUCAGCCAGAGGGUCCACUCGGCCGCAAUCAGUCAAGUGGUGUUGGCACCUAUUCUUUGCAUGUUCUGGCUGCUAUUCUUCUCUGUGCUCAGACUCGGUCCAAUGCAGCCCAUCACUCUCUUUACUUUCAUAACUCUAAUAUCCUGUAUUGCCUUCUCCUGCUUUGGCAUAUGUCUGAAAAAACUCAGACCUGACAGAUCAACAAGCUAUCAGAUGUCUGAUCAGACAACAGAAGGAGGCUUCAGCAAUGCAGAGAGAACCACCGUUUCCACCACAACCACAGCUAAUCUUUUUAUAGCCUCCGUCCUGCUGGAGCCAGAGCUGGGUCUCACACCCAUGCCCUCCCCGGCCCACCAGAGCUACGGCACCAUGGUGAACAGUCAGAGUUCGGUGCGUGACGCCGAAGGGGGGGAAGAGAAAGAUCUGGAGGAAACUUUGGAGACGGAACUCAAAGAUGAUCCAAAUCCGUGCAGCCCCAGCCCUCUCAUGGACAGCCCUGUGGGUUUCCAGUGACCAACAUCGCCCGGAAAACUCAAGCCCCAUGCCUCCUCUUAGCUAGCGGCUGAUAAAGAGGCACCAUGCUGCAAUUUUGUUUCUCAACAAUCUCCAUUUACAAGUAAAAGACUAAUUAGGGUCAGCCAAGCGACCUGCUUCAAAAGCUGGACGGGGAGUUUACUGAGAUGGUGGUUUUAGGAGGACUUUGAUGAGCUUUUAGAUUUAAUGUGGGACUUUCAGAGAAUUCAAACAUGUACCGCAGCCUUCGUCUGAAGUGGAUAAAAGCAAAGAUCUGUUUAAAAAAGAGACCAGUCCACUUCCUUUGUUUGGACUACGCUUUCUACUUUUUCAAUUUUCUCUUGUAUCUUCCUUUCCUCUGUAAUUAGGUUAAUGGGUGUUAUGGUCGACUGAAGGUUAGAACAUCAUAUUUUGAAAGGUUUUUUGAUGUACUUUUAUAUGCGUACUGCCACAUCCAAUAGCCCCAAAGAGAUGCAGUGGUUCAGAUAUCCAAAUCUAACUUGCUUCUUUUGCUGUUACAGUUUGUGCUUGUUGUCUGUUUAUUCUGUACUUGUAUUUUAGCAGUGCUAUGUAUUGUGUGACAUUUUGCUGAGAGGGCGCUGUUUUAAUCUGUUUACUAUUAUUAGAUUAUUUGCCACCUUCACAUUGUACUCUAAAGUGACUUCACUUGUUAUUGUUUUGUUUUUUUGCAGCGCAUGCUGCUGUCAAUUGGCAAAAUUUCCCAUUGAAUGUUCUGUGGAAAUGUAAAAGACAAAAAGUGAGGAUUUUUGCUAUAAAGUAUAUAUUUGACAGACACAACUUCUUGAAUAAGUGCAAAAAAGCUUAAAUGUGCUUAUCGAGUACAAACAUCCAAUGUUUUGGGUUUAAAAAAAAUUAAGAUCUAUAGACAGAAAGUAAUUUUAACUGACCCCUUAAUAUGUAAAAAAAAAAAAAAUUAUAUUAAUUAAAUAACUUUUUGGUUUAAAUCAUGGUCCCUGCCCCACACACAUAUGACAAUCUGAUUCACCAACCCUCUUCAUCCAUCUUUCAUUUUCAUUUUGCGGUCACGUUAAAAAAGCAUGUUGCGAUGGAGUGAGCAAAAUUGAUUUUUAUAAGAAAAUAUUUUAACUACCUUAUACUGUAAGUAUGAGAUUUAACAAAAAAUUAGAGAAAAAUUUUAUGCAUCUUUAUUUAAAGCUGCAGUCCAUAACUUUGGCCUCUAUAAUGCCAUCUCUGAUUAAAAUAUAAAAUUGCAGUUAGAAGUACAUCCGAAAACGACUGAUCUAAACCCAUAUUAGUUAUCUAUUUUCACCCAUCCACCUGGCGGAUGUGCCGCCAAGCCUGUGGGAAACACUGAAGUGAAGUAAUAUACUGUACCUGCCGCGUUUGUUCGGUCUAAAUGAUAAAAGUGUUUCAACAGAUGGUACUGGUAAAUUGCAGUUAACAGGUCAUGCGUGAAGAGAACCUUUCUGGUAGAUCAGUGCUGCCAAUUUACCAGUAAGAGUACUAGUAAUUUACCGGUAAGCCCUAUGUGUGAUCAAAAAAUAUAGAUUACUGGCAUUUAGAACGGAUGACAUCAGACCGCGCUGUCAGCUUCAGGCCAAUCAUAACGUUCUGAUACAGAUGACACGUUUACCCCCGCACUGUUCCACAAACACGCUGCUUAAAUGCCGAACACACCUGAAGUUAACGUUAACAUUUCUUCACCAAAAGAGCUUACCAUCUAUUUGUCGAAUUGUCGAGGUCCUUAGCACACCCUCUGUGAAGCUUAAUGUGCAAACAGUACUGUUGUUUAAAGCCCUAUUCGGACGGGAUUCGUUUUACGGGGGUAGAUGGCGUAAUGUAAUUUUACCACAGGACGUCUGUAAUAUUGAUGGUCAAUUCGGACGGGAUUAGAAAUAUCAGUAAAACAUUCAGAAGUGGGAGGGGUAACUCGAUUGCGCAGCGCAUUACCUCUCGUCGUCGCGUGCACAUUACCUUGCUUCCUGAUAUCACAUGUGCAAACAACAUGACACAGAUGAGGAAAACGCGAAACACUGUGUUUAAUUUCAGUUUGGGGAGAACGUCAGUUUCAGAAACAUUUCCGUGCCUCUGAGAAGUAAAUGUGACUUAUUUUAAAAAGUUUGUGUCGUGUUAUUCAAGAACUGACUUGCCACUGACUUGUUUUUCUGCCUAGAACGCAAGUAAAUGCUUCUUUAACUCUUUCCCCGCCAGCGUUUUUAAAAAAAGUUAAAAAAAAUGUUCUUCUUUAAAUAUAUAAACAAACAAUAUAUCAGAUGAAAGAACAGACCCUCUGCUUUCAAACAAAAAAAAAACGUUUCAUCCUACCUUCAUUACAAAAACCUUUUCUUCAAAAA
This is a messenger RNA of Misgurnus anguillicaudatus (oriental weatherfish), 5099 nucleotides long. Lineage: Eukaryota; Metazoa; Chordata; Actinopteri; Cypriniformes; Cobitidae. The record is from RefSeq and is a predicted model, not a curated record.